This is a messenger RNA of Lethenteron reissneri (Far Eastern brook lamprey), 3355 nucleotides long. Its product is annotated as cotranscriptional regulator FAM172A-like. Lineage: Eukaryota; Metazoa; Chordata; Hyperoartia; Petromyzontiformes; Petromyzontidae. The record is from RefSeq and is a predicted model, not a curated record. Gene Ontology annotation, molecular function: siRNA binding. Gene Ontology annotation, cellular component: nucleus. Gene Ontology annotation, biological process: regulatory ncRNA-mediated heterochromatin formation.
CGAAACUCAGUCCCCGUGCAGAGCUUCGCGCGAGACGCGACACUCGAUAAAACUGUCUCCGAAAACGAUACAAAGUCUACACCGACUCUUAAUGAAACACGCACCUGGCGCUACACAGGAUGAACGUUGAGAUGUAUAAGGAGCACGGGGUGACCAAUGAGGUCUGAAUUGGUCUGUAAUGAGUGGAAGAAGAAGGGACGAGGAGAGGACUUUCAUGGCUGGAAUGAAAAAAAUUUUCCGGCAAUUUUUUGACUCGACGGAGGAUGAGUUCGCGAAUUAUCGGACGACAGCGGAAUUUGGAUACGAGUUCAACACAAAAGGGCAGCUCAGAAGCACUCGGGAUGGGUCACGCUUUAAGUACAACUUUUAUGGCAGUGGAAGUCGUGACCAGCGGCGUUACGAGGCACUGGGAGAGGUCAUAACCGAGUACGUGUACGAACUUCUGGUGAAGAAAUGUGGACUGGAAAAGCAUUACGUUCCUGUCGAAGCCAUCAAAAGGAAUGAACCCUUCAGCUUCAUCUUCAUGAGCCCCGGGGCGCUGCAGCAGGAGAAGCUGCUGCUGCUCGUUCACGGAAGCGGAGUGGUGCGGGCCGGCCAGUGGGCUCGGAGACUCAUCAUCAACGACUGCCUCGACUCCGGCACUCAGAUCCCCUACAUCAAGCGAGCCAUGGAGGAAGGGUACGGUGUCGUGGUUCUGAACCCCAACGACAACCGCAUUGACGAAAAGAGACUGAAGCGGCAGAGAAAGAGCAUGGAGGACGCCAAGAAGCGUCCGCAGUCCAAAUCCACGGACGCCAGCGCUUCGGGGAGCGGAUGGUCAUGGUGGAAUAGGAAAUAUUGCUCCGUCAAGGGCAACGAAACCCCGGAGGAGCAUCUGGAGUACGUGUGGGAGCACUUCGUGACAAAGUCCGUAGCAAGCAAAAUCUUCGUGGUGGCUUUUAGCUACGGAGGCGCGGCCGUUGUGAACCUGGUCAACACUCGCCCAGAUGUUCUGGAAAAGUUGUCAGCUGUGGCCUUUGCAGACUCCGUCCAUAGGUUGCAUCUGAGCAAUCAAAAUGUCGUGCGCUGGUUCAAAACGUUUAGUGUUCACUGGGUUAGAAGUUCAAAGGAACUGGACGCCAGAAUUCCUGGAGACGACAGUUCCCUACGCUCUGCCGGAACACCGUUUCACGAAAGGGCUCCUUGUACUGCCAUCGAUCCCAUCUUUGAGUACUUAAAGAGGAUAGCGGGGUAUGGAGGGGCAAGGAAAGGUGGCUACGGUCCGACUGCCAAUGUGGCAGAAGGUGGUGAUGACGACGACGACGUUGAAACGACUCGUAGAUGAUGGAAUCAACGAAGAACGCAUAACGGAGAGGGCUCCUGAUGAACAGGGUGAGGAAGACGAUGCAGCAGGGACAAUUUGAUGGUGACUAACCUGGGUGAUGAGAACGGGGCUGGGAGUUGGGUUGGUUGGGGGGAGCAUCGGAAGGCGCGGAGUACGAGGAGGUGGGGAAUGAGGAUGUGAUGUUGUCGCGCGAUGUACGGGUCUCUCCGGUUUUUCCCUCCACAUUUAGAAUCAGCAUGCGUUCACCUCUCCUGGUAUGGGUUCAAUCUCGACCCUAACGCCUGCUGUAUAUUUAAAGUUUGUGUGUGUGUGUGUCUCUCUCUCUCUCUCCCGACGGAUUUUUCUCUGGGUCCUUGGGUUUCCCCCUCCACAUUCAGAAUCCACAUCACGCGUUUCGCGUAUUUGGCAGCCGCUAUAAAUUUCCACAUAAGCCACGAACAAGCACAAUUCUGGGCUGCACCUUGACCUUUUGAAGUUAAGAAAAGAAAAUACAUAUAACAUUCUUAGAUAUACAUGUAACAUUAUGGUCUUUUGUACUUGGGCCUUGGGGUUGAGGCCAUAUAUUUGCUACACGGUGGCGAGGUGUUCACUCCCUCGCCUGGUAUACAGGACGUCGUGGGUUCUAGAUUUGAAGCUUUCGUGACUGCAAGGAUUCAAACUCUUCGGUUUUUUCGGUAAAGUCACGUAGGUAAAGAAAUAAAAUUUAAAUUAAUGAAAGCAAAAAUAGAUUUAUUAUUUUAUUUCAAUUAUUACUUUUAUUAUUUUUUAUUAAAAUGUUUUACCUACGUGACUUUACCGAAAACAACCUGAUGCCUGCUGUAUAUAUGGAGUUUGCGUGUCUCCCUCCCCGUGGUCGCGUGGAUUUUCCCCUGGUUUUUCCCUCCACAUUUAGGGAAACGUGCGCUUAGAGUAUUUGCCUGCUAUACAUUUGCACGUGAUUAGCCACUUCGUGAAAGCUAUCAUUUGUGGCCAGGUCGCUUCUGAAAAAGAGGAAUAUAGCUCAAUUGGCAUUACCUGGUAAAAUAUGUUUUAGUUUAGACAUGGUUCAACCAAGCACCGCUCUAUCGGCCUAUGCAUUUGUACCCAUCAACAUUAAACUAUUCAUUCGUAAAUAUUAUCUGACGAAUGGCUAUCACCACCUCGUCAUGAUCAUCCUAUGCAUCCUCAUUCAUUUUCCUAGAUAUUUCAUCAUCGGGAAGACGUACGCCUCUCCACCAUCCUUUAUUCCAAACCGUAUUUUAUUAUAUUUUAGGAUACAACCUUUGUAUUGCUCUAAUCCUCACACUCGACAUUGUAAUUAUUUCCCACCGUCUAAUAAAGGCCGUGUCCAGCGAGCAUAAACGCGUGUCAUUCAAGGACUCCCUGGGCACUUGGGCAUCACGCGCUAUAUGAUAAUUGUUUAACGACCCUAUUAUGAAGUGGAAUUAUUGAAGGUGGAUCAGAAUUAUAAUUAUUAUAGAGGCGAGAAAGAGCAUCGUACGGUGAAUUCGUAAACUUACAUUUAAUCAUCACCAUUCCAAAGUAGAUAACGAAUACGGUUUUCAAUCGGCGGAUAUCGCUCGACGUAACAUUUGUAAGACAGAUUUUUUUCAUAUCCCUCUUACGUUCUUCUCAACAGCUGAUUGAACGAUGUGAUCGCUGCGGCCCGAUUUCCUGGGAAUAAAUGUAACACGUGCAUUGAUAUUGCUUGGAGCUAUGUGGAGGCUUUUAAACAAAAUGUUUUCUCGACAAGUGUUCUUCAUUGCAAGGCCCGCGGGCCACUAGCUGCCACUGGUGGCCUUUAGUGCGGCCCCCGACAAUACACAACGUGUGAGCACACCCCCAUCAUGCUGUCUAACCAGAGGUCGCAAUCGGGUACCCGAUACCCGUACCCUACCCGAUACCCGGCUACCCGUACCCAGCUUACGGGUACCCGUUUGCGACCCUGGUGCGGCCGGGUACGGGUACGGGUAGGCCGUGAGUCACUGGUGAGUCACCGUUUGUCACUCAUUUCCCAACGUCUUGUCUCUUCUCACAAUUCAAGUUCCUAGA